GCGAAGGCGAGGGGAGGAGGCGCGGUGGGAGGAGGAGUAGAAGACAAAAGCCGAAAGCGAGGAGGGCGCCGACCGCACACUGCGGCCAGGAGAGGGACCGUCGGUGCUGUGAGCCACGGGCUCCCGGAGGCCGUAGUAGCGCACGGGGCAUCCGGGUAGACGGGCAGCAUGGGCAAGGGAGGUAACCAGGGAGAGGGGAGCACCGAGCGCCAGCCUCCGAUGCCUACCUUCCGCUGGGAGGAGAUUCAGAAGCACAACCUGCGCACCGACCGGUGGCUCGUCAUCGACCGCAAGGUCUACAAUGUUACCAAAUGGUCCCAGCGGCACCCGGGGGGCCACCGUGUCAUCGGACACUAUUCGGGAGAAGAUGCUACGGAUGCCUUCCGUGCCUUCCACUUGGACCUGGAUUUUGUGGGCAAGUUCUUGAAGCCCCUGCUGAUUGGUGAGCUGGCCCCAGAGGAGCCCAGCCUGGACCGUGGCAAAAGCUCUCAGAUCACCGAGGACUUCAGGGCCCUGAAGAAGACUGCUGAGGACAUGAAUCUUUUCAAAACCAACCACCUGUUCUUCUUUCUCCUCCUGUCCCACAUCGUCGUCAUGGAAAGCAUUGCCUGGUUCAUCCUCGCAUACUUCGGCAAUGGCUGGAUCCCCACCCUCAUCACAGCCUUUGUCCUUGCUACCUCUCAGGCCCAAGCUGGAUGGCUGCAACAUGAUUAUGGCCACCUUUCUGUCUAUAAGAAAUCCAUAUGGAACCACAUUGUCCACAAGUUUGUCAUUGGCCACUUAAAGGGUGCCUCCGCCAACUGGUGGAACCAUCGACAUUUCCAGCACCAUGCCAAGCCCAACAUCUUCCACAAGGACCCGGACAUAAAGAGCCUGCAUGUGUUUGUCCUUGGCGAGUGGCAGCCCCUUGAGUAUGGCAAGAAGAAGCUGAAAUACCUGCCCUACAACCACCAGCAUGAAUACUUCUUCCUGAUCGGACCGCCGCUGCUCAUCCCUAUGUACUUCCAGUACCAGAUCAUCAUGACAAUGAUCAGGCGCAGGGACUGGGUGGACUUGGCUUGGGCCAUCAGCUACUAUGUGCGUUUCUUCUACACCUACAUCCCUUUCUAUGGCAUCUUGGGAGCCCUGGUUUUCCUCAACUUUAUCAGGUUCCUGGAGAGCCACUGGUUUGUGUGGGUCACACAGAUGAACCACCUCGUCAUGGAGAUUGAUCUUGAUCACUACCGGGACUGGUUCAGCAGCCAGCUGGCAGCCACCUGCAAUGUGGAGCAGUCCUUCUUCAACGACUGGUUCAGCGGGCACCUCAAUUUCCAGAUUGAGCACCACCUCUUCCCCACUAUGCCUCGGCACAACUUGCACAAGAUUGCCCCACUGGUGAAGUCUCUCUGCGCCAAGCAUGGCAUUGAAUACCAGGAGAAGCCGCUGCUGAGGGCCCUGCUCGACAUUGUGAGUUCGCUGAAGAAGUCUGGGGAGCUGUGGCUGGAUGCCUACCUCCAUAAAUGAUGCGGCAGUCCUCGUGGCACCCUCGGGAAGGGGCACAGUUGGGUGACAGCCAGAGGGAGGGGAGGGCUUUUGUUCUGAAGGGUUCUCAUGAGACUGAAGUGUCUGCUGGCUCACAUUUCCCGUGCUUGGUCUUUCAUCCUUUCUUGUUCUUCUCUUCCCUCACCCUGACCUACUCUAUCCUCGUGGAGUUCCCCCUUUGUCAGCUCCAGCCCCAUCCCCUCUGCCUCCCAGGCCCUUCUCCCAAAGAGCCAGAGAGGUGGCUGUGCCAGGUGGCUACAUGUCUGCCUCUACCAUCUUCACCUAAAGAUUCCUGGUAAAAGGUUCUGCUCCUUGCAGCCUAGUCCCCACCCCCUACUGUCCCACAGACACUCUGGAGUUCUGUGGAGCAGGGGUCCAGGACUUGGCUCUACACUCCCUGCCAGCAUUAUGGUGUAGUCAUUUGGGUGAAGACAUACUUUGUUCUGAGUGUCCUUCCCAUGGCUGGGAUUGGUGCUUGAGGCCCAAGGAAAAGUUCUUCCAUGCUUGCCAUCACAGCUCCCGACUCUAGCGUUUGUACAGGUUCCAUUUUACCAUCUACCCAACUCCAGAAACCAAAGGGAGUGUUCCUUGUGUGGGCUCAGGAGAGGUAGUAGCCAGGUUAAAGGAGGGACUGACCAGCCUGGAGCCUUAAUCUCUCCCACUACAACCAGGUGCUUCUUAGUUGAAAGGCCUAAGAUUCUAGAGGGAUCAGAUCUUUCUCCAAAUCCUCUGGCCAGUUCCUGAUGGUUUAGAGUAUCCAGACCUUGCAGGAGAGCCCGAGCAGCUCUCCCCAGAACAGAGUCUGGCCAGUGCCUGGCUUCUCAUUGGCUCAUCCCUGUCUUUAUAGAUGUUUGUUUUAGCUGUUACGUUAACAUUUCCUACAGAAUGCUUGUGGAUAGGAGAGUAACAGAGGGCUGGCUGGGUCUUAGGACAAUCCAUCUUUACCAGAUGUCCCUUGCCAAGCUCCCAAGUCCCUUCAGGUAGAGGUAGGCAUCACCGUCAAGGCCACAGUGUAAGCUGUAGCUUGAGGCUGCUACUCUCGGGAGGGCAGGCAAAACAGGGUGGGUGGGGUGUCUCAGGAAGGGCCGUUGAGGGUACCCAGUGAGGUUCAGACAGGAGUGUAGAGGGAAGAGAAGGCUGAGGGCAUGAGGGAAGUGUGAGGGCAGGCGGGAGGGGGGACGUCGCCUGUAUCAGGAGGGAUCCAUGCUUUGUCAUUCUGAGACCUAACUGGACUAACCAAUAUGUAAACUGGAGGAAGAGGUUGGGCCUGCACUGGGUAAGCCCUCUAGGACUCCAUGAGCCAAGAGAGACCAGCUGGUGUUGCUCCACAGGGGCAGAGAACCUGUAAGGAGCUGGCAGUGAUUUGCAUCUCCUUGUUCCCCACCUCUACUUUUUUGGGAAAUAAAAAAAAAAAGUAAUUUUA
This is a messenger RNA of Grammomys surdaster, 2944 nucleotides long. It is a transcript of the gene Fads2, whose product is annotated as fatty acid desaturase 2. The coding region runs from base 169 to 1503 and encodes 444 amino acids. Gene Ontology annotation, molecular function: oxidoreductase activity, acting on paired donors, with oxidation of a pair of donors resulting in the reduction of molecular oxygen to two molecules of water. Gene Ontology annotation, cellular component: membrane. The transcript is spliced from 12 exons. The record is from RefSeq and is a predicted model, not a curated record. Lineage: Eukaryota; Metazoa; Chordata; Mammalia; Rodentia; Muridae. Gene Ontology annotation, biological process: lipid metabolic process.